AUGCAAGGUCACGUUGAUGAAAUAGAAUAUUUAAAAAAUCACGGCGACGAAGAAGAAAACGAAGAAGCCAGUGGGGACUCGAAGGAUCAAAUUUUAAAGCUACUCAAAUCCAGGCUUUUUUCGCUUUUCUUCAGACUGAACACCUUGAAGGUUGCCAUCCCUAUUCAUUAUCACAUGGUAAUGAUAGCGAUUGAAGGUCUACAGCUUCUGACACUUGUACUAAAUGAUGGCAGCUAUAAUAAGCUUGGACCGUAUGAUAGCGAUAGUCCUUGAAAUUUAUCCCAAACCCAAUGACUAAUUGAUGUUUGCUGGGUUUUCAGAGUUGACCGAUAUUUGCGAGGCAGCUCCACAGGCUUCAUGGUUUUGCUUGGGAUAUGAGGAUUUUUACUGGCGUCUCUGGUAGGGAUCGGUGUCUUUAUCGCUAUUGAAAAUAAAAAUUAUUCCUCAAUUAUGAGCUUUUUAUUGAAAAUUCUUAAAGCUCUGAUAACUCUACUGACGAACUUGUUAUUUAUCCCUAUAAUAGACACAUUGGCGUUUGCUAUAAGAUGCUCGCUAGCAACUGAUGAUCACUGCUUAGACUUGCAAGUUGGGUAUCAGUUUAUGAUGAUCUAUGUCGCUGCAAGUGUCGUCUAUUUCGGAGUCAUUAUUCUCUGCUCCAUGCUUUAUUUUGAUUUUUGCCAAAUUUGUGGAGGCUUCAUGGCAAAGCCACACUGUAGACUAAAACUAUUAAAAUUGAGCUCUUAUGUCGGAUUGAUUUUUUCAUACUAUUUUAUUACAACAGCUGGAAAAGUCAUUUUGUUUUUAAUUGUUUGUUUGGUUAUUGGGCUUAUCAUAAGCUACGCUAUGAUUCAGUAUGUACCCUACUACAACCUUCGUAUGUGCCAUAUCCGCUUAGGCGCAAUUGUUUCGUUUACUUCAGCUGUUUUUUGUAUGAUAAUUGGAGAGUUCUUCAAAAGUACAGACCAAACGAACUCUUCAGUCACUAUGCUUUUUUACUUCCUUACCCCUUGUUUAAUACAAAUUACCCAGCUUGCAAUGAACAAAAGGUGCAAAAAUUUAGCUGAGAAAAAAAUCCAGCAAUUAACAAAUCCUUAUCAGGUAGAAAUCAAGGUAAGAAUGCUUGUGCUGAAGCUAGAGGAAGCGAAAAGUAAAUAUGCGAAAUCUAUUUAUGGAGCUAGUAAUGAAGAAGAAAAUGAGGAACUUAAAGCGCUGCAGGCUGAAACUUUUACUGAGAUUGAAACUGUAUAUAACGAAGCGUUCAAAAAAUUCCCGAAUGCGGAAUUUUUAUAUUUGUGGUCAGGGCUGAUUCAAUUGCAUAUUUUUGAAAAUUAUAUUUUAUCUAUGGUCCAAUGCUUCAAAGGGACUAUGAUUGCCAGCAAAUUAGACUCCCAAUAUAUGCUUUACCACUUCAGAAAAACCUCAGAAAGCUUCUAUAAAGCUCAUAUGAAAGAUGAUGCUUAUGACUAUGAACACACAAAUAAAAUGGCGACGACACCGACCCGCCCUCUCCCGGAACUGAGGCGAGGUUGGGGACCUUGCUGCGGCCUGAAGCCAAUCCGCCCAGGGAAAGGUCUGGAAUGGGUACUGGUAGUUUGUGUCCGGCUAGGUUUCCCUCCCAGUCCAGCAACGACGAUCCUAGGGUCGUCCCGAUAGGAAAACGGGCAAAAGGGUUUUUCCUCUAGGGACAGCUAGUGCCAAUUUGGAGGGCAUGGCAGGAGCCGACAAGAGCUAAGGAGUUAAUCCUUAGCUCUAACCCUAGUCUGGCGACGUGAAGCACGGUGACCCAGUCCGCCUACUUCCGGGAUAGCAUGACCAAGCCCCAUAACCGGAAUGAGCUGAGUGGUAGCCUGUGGCACUUAGGUGCACACUGGGAGCAGGGCAAGGAAAGCAAGCGAGGCGUCCAAAAGGCGGAAGAAAAGGACUUUCGGUCCUGGCCGGGAGCUACUUUAUAAAUUUAACUAAGACUAAGACUAAGGCUUAUGACUAUGAAUUAUUCGAAAAAGCUUUCCAAAACGCGCAGAAAAAUGAUGAGUCAGUGACAAGAUCCCAAUUUUAUUUCUGGGCUGAAUUAGAGUCCAAAGCACCAAAAAUCCAGAAAUUAAGUAAAUUAGCGGGAGAAACUGCAAAAAUGAUUAUUGUUGCUAAAGGAAACUACCAAAAAUUGCUGAAGCUGAACUCAAAGAAUACUCAGGCACUAGCUUCCCUCACUCUUGGAGGAAGGUAUUUAUAAAAAAUAUUAUAUAAAAUUUUUUAUUGGGAUCUUUAAAAUCCAAAUGCAAAUAUGAAUAAUUUAAUUGUAAAAUUAUAUUAUUUAGGACGCAAGCUAUCUAAAAUUUAAUAGAAUUAGUUAGAGACCUCACAGUAUUUUGAUUGCUUUACUUGCUCUUAAAAGUGGAAUAAGAAUGUAUGGCUGGUUUUUAAGCAGCUUGAACAAUUUUUCAGAAAUGGGGCAAAGAUACUUGAACAAAGCUGAAAUGCAAGAAGAAGCUCAGCAGAAAAACCUCAACGCAAACGUCAUGAGCAGCUUAAACCAGCCCCUAUCAUUUUUUGAUGCUGAUAAUGCAAUUAUUAGAGUUUCUGGUGACUUUGAAACUUUAGGUGAAAUUCAAAAGGCAAAUGCAUCAGCUUGUCAGCUUUUAGGAUAUUUAUCAGCUGAACUAAUUGGGCGUAAUGUUUCUUUAAUAAUUCCAUCACCAUUUUCAGAGUCUCAUGAUGAAUAUGGCUUGCUAAUAUAAUUAAGUUCAAUUCUAAUUGCUUAAGUUUAUUAAAAAGCUAGCAAAAAUUAUUUUAUAAUUUACCUUAAGAAAGGAUAUAUUAAAAAAUUCCACGAAUCAGGAAAUUACUCAAUUAUAGAUAACCAACAUCUUAUCUUAUAUUUCGCAAACAAAAACAACAACAUUUUUGAAGGAAGACUACUAGUGAAAGUUGUACCUAAUGAUGGACAGCCUCCUUUCUUAUCAGCAAUCAUCAAGCCCACAAAUCCAAAAUACGAAAUAGUUAUCAUGAAUAAGGACUGGGUAAUAACUGGCUACAGCCAACAUUGUUCCGAAAUUUUUGACUUACUUCUCUGAAAGAACCCAAAAAAAUUGCUUGCUUUAUUUUGUUUUUUGAAAUUUAAAAAUCCAAUUCAUAAAGAAAAUUAAAUUUAAUUUAUGUGUUUAAAAUGUAAUCUGUUUAAAAUUUAGCAGAAUUAUCUAGAGAUUUCAUUAUAAUAAUUAUAUAAAAAUUUUUGUUCGCUCACACAGGGUAGGUUUUACCAAAAAAUAGGUAUUUUCCAAUGGUUUGGUUCGUUCACAGAAGGAGGAGUUAGGCAAUACUAAAAACUCUGAACAAAAAAUUUACAAUAUCAUCACAAAAUUCGAAGACAACAAAGAAGCAAUGAUGAGUGAAGACGGCUACGACUACACCCACGAGCACGAAAAAACUGUAAAUAACCUCAAAUUGCGUUUAAGCGAGCUUAAGAUUGGUGAACAGUCUGCCCAUCUCCUCAAAGUCGAAGUUGUAGACAAGCAAGAAACUAAAAAAGGAGACUACACCCGCCAAGACGACAAAGACAGCAAAGCUGUAAGCACAGUUCUCCCACCUUCUAAUAUUUUUAACCAAAAAUCAGACCCACUAAACCAUAUGGACAUAAAUCUGGAACUAGACUCUACUGACUCUAACACCCAACAAAAAAGCAAAUCUAUUAGAUCACCUCCACCAGGAGCAGGUGGCCCCUCAGAAACCAGUGAAAGCCAAGAAAUUUCAGGUUCAAGCGAAGAAGAAAGCAGUGAAGAAGAGUCAGGCGAAGAAGACAGUAGUGCUGAAGAAAUUUCAGGGAGCGAGUCUGACUUAGAAGCUACAAAAGUUGUAGGGAUGCAUGGAAUUGCAGAUGAGCUUGAUAGCUUAAAAGGGAAGAAGUUUGCAGGAUUGAAUGCACCAGAUGAAGAAGAAAAAAAAUCCUAUGAGAAGAAGCAGCUUGGAGAGAGCAAGCCGCCUUCGAAAGACCAAAUUAAUAUUGGAUCUAAAGGGUCUGCUUCUAAGAGCUCAGUGUCAAAAUCAUCUAAUUCUAAAAGUGAGGAGUCUGAAGAAAGCCAAAGUAAAAGCCAAGACAGUAUAGACUGGAGUAUUGACAAGCAAUUUUAUUAAAAAUAUAGAUUAUAUCAUUAAUUCAAUAUAUCCAGUAUAAAUCAUCAGACGAAAGCGGAAAAAAUUCUUACAGUAAAUCAGGCUCUGAAGAAGGAGAAGAAAACGGAGAAGAAGAGGAGGAAGAGGAAGAAGAAGAAUCAGAAAAGUCUUCAAGUGAAAACGAUGAAGAGCAUAGUGAAGAAUACAGCCACACUGACCCUAAAGAAGAAGAUCACAGUGGAAUUGAUGGACAAAGCGCUCAUAGCUCUUCAAAGAGUAUGAACUCUUCUAUGGCUUCCCUUGCUCAGUUCAAUAAAUCAAUCAAAGCUCUCGUUGCAUAUGAAUUUAGCCGAACCAGAAAAUACGUCCUCAGAUUUAAAUUGACCUUGAUCUUGACCAUUAUCGUCCUUAUCGUCACUUCUGUCAUGACUUUCCAGAUCAUUACCAAUUCAGUUGACUUCAAUGAAAAAUUGUCACACUACGUCAAUUUAGUAGGACUACUGAGAAUGUAUACACAAAGUAUCGCGUAUUAUACAAGAAUUAUUUCAUUGAUGGAUUUUGGAUAUGUACCAAAUGCUGACAGAGAUCUAUUUUUCCAAUGGUUAGCCAAUGAUACUACUGAUAUGCAUAAUACGAAUUUAGUUAUGUAUACAAAAUAUGGACUUCUGAGUGAUGCAGAUCAGGUGGUCUACACAAAUGAAGAAAUUUCAACUUGGCUGCUGGAAGGGAAAACUGUCAGAGAAAUCCAAAGCAAUUUAUUUGAUGCCACUUCUAAUUUUAUUCUGCAGGCUUAUCUCUUAAAUGUUGAGUAUAAUAGCACGCUAGUCAACUUAACUAACAGAAGAGCCUUUUAUUUGUAUAGAAAUGGAAAUGGUGAGACGUUACAAUAUAUCAAUAAUUCAGCUAUUUAUUAUGUAGAUGCUGCCUUAAGUGAUUUGGACUCUGAAAGAAUCGUAGCAAUCAUGCUCAUUUUAGUAUCAGUUAUUCUUCUCUGCUUCUGUGCUGGCUUCGCUGUAAUUCCUGCUAUAAGAGUUCUGGAAAAAUCCAAAAAAGAAAUUUGGGAAAUUUUCUUUGAAAUUCCUGGCUAUGUUUGUAGAGUUAUGAAGGCAAAAUGCUCUGAUAGACUUACAAUCCUAACUCCCCCUCUGCGAGCGAAUAAAGCCAUUGAAAACCCCCUAUUUUUUGCCCAAAGACCCACCCUCUGUGAAUUAUGAAAAAAUAGGGUAUAAGUGAUAAUUAGAUUAGUUUAGUGAUUUGUCUUUAUAGUCCCCACUUCCUAAGCACCAUGCGUUCCGCAGUGAUAUCGCUGCGGGGUGAACUCCCUCAAGGCAGCCUGACCCGGGCCCGAAACACCCGGUUUCUCGGUAGUGGUAUUCCCCUUCUGAUCAGGAUCAUACCUGAACAACCAUUUCCAACCCAGUCUCCAGAAUUACCCAACCCUGCUGAGCUCAGCCAGAUCGCCUUUUUUGAUCGGGACCCUUUUAAACUGGAGAGACUUGCGCCCUUGAGAUCUGAGUCGAACUUCGCCUUCUCCUCUUUUCCGAAUCAGCUCCGAGAAAGAACUCAACCCCUUGCGGGGGAUUCGGGGCGAAGCCACCAAGUAGCUUAGGCAGGCAACUCCCCCUGCCUCUUUCAGACACCGAGUCUGGGCCUCGGCGCUACUGGCAAAAAGAAUGCCCGAAUCAGGCCACAAAUCAGCGGAGAUUGUGCUGGGCCUCUCGCCUCGAGGCUAACCCUUCCAUUGAAUAGCUCUCCGCACCCAAAAACCACGUCCGGUAUACAUAAGGACACCCGCCACGGAGGGAUGAGUCGCUCGUCUCCGGCUAUUUUAUGUAUAUAAGUGAUAAUUACUAUAAUGAAAUUUCUAGCUAAUUUUCUGUUUAAUUUUAAACAGUUUUAAAAAAUAAAUUUUACAAAUUAAAUAAAACUUUUACUAAAUAUUUUAAAUUUAAAAAAAAAAUUACUAUAAAAAUUAGAUAUAUACAAUUUUUAUAAAAAAAAUCAACCUCCUCCAUGAGCUAACAACAUUUUUUGGUUCACUUACAUAGGGGAGAGUAAAUGAACAAGCCAAUAUGGAGCUUGAAGAACUUAAUGGAGAUGACCAAAAAGAUGAUGAAGAAAAAGCUAAAGAUGAAGGCAAAAGAAAUGAUAGCAAGGCUAGCAAAGGAGAUAGAAAUGGAGAUAAGUCAAAGAAAAAGAAAAAUGUAGUCGAACAAAAACGUGUGUUAGCUUAUGAUCCAAAACAAAGAAAAAUUAUUGUGAUUAAGCUGGCUUGUUUCUUUAUUAUUAGUGUUGUGUAUUUUUAUUUGAUUUAUUAUACAGGAUUUGAAUCCGUAGGCACAAUUCUUCAGGAAGAACCGCCACACGUGAACUGGGCAAGUAGAAGAAGGCAGCUGUCAAGGACUAUUAAUAUGUGGGUGACUGAAACAUUGUUUGAAAAUAUAUACAAUUUGAGCUAAAUAAACAUUUUAAAAAAUUUACUGCAUUAUAGUUGGUUAUGAAAUGUUUAUCUUUAGUUAUAAAUAAAUUAGCAUAAGUGCGGUGGGCUAUAAAUAUGUUGUGCCGAUGGGACAGGAUGUUGGAACAGGCUAUACAGUUGCUCAAAUAGCACUUGAUGAGCUGGAUUAUGUUGAAAAUUCAUUGAUUUUCGGAAACGGUGAUGAAGGAUUAAGCUCAACCGACUCCAGAAGCUCUAAGCAUGACAGCAUCUUAUUCGAUAACGCAUGUGCAGCUCCUUUGAUGAGAAAUUUAUUCCCCCACUUGGCUAACGAGCAAAAUUUUUGCUUGUUAACCAAGGAGUUCAUUUUUUUUAAAAAAAAUUUAAAAAAUCUAGAUUUUUGAAUAUGUGAAAUGAAAACUUAUUCUUUUAAAAGAGUCAAGCUUUUAAAUUUAAUCUACUUAAUUAUUAUUUGUAAAUAAUUUAAAUUAAAAAAUUUUGUUUCUAAAUGAGGAUUAAUUUUCCAAAAAUAGGGAUUCUCGGAUGGUUUUGCUCGUUGCCCAAGGAGGAAUUGGAAGAUUGUACAACUGCAGGAGAUGGCUGCAUGAUGCAAGGCCUCCAUAGUGCCUUAGGGACUUAUACAACCCUAGGCAGAACUUUACUAUUGCAAAUAGAAAAUUUGAAAUAUAUCAACAAUUAUACCUUAACUGGAGUCCAAGGGAUUUGGAACGGCAACGAUAUGACCUUAUUUAGAAAUCUUGACAAUCACUAUCUCUACGAUCCAUUAGCUUAUUCCUCAGACUUAUACGAAUCUGACUAUAAAGAUCAACAGGAGCAAAUGACUGUCUGGCAAAACUUGCUAAUGGCUCUUUAUUCAGUCUUUUCACUAUUGUUCUUCUUCUUCGUCUAUAACCCUAUGAUACAUAAAAUCGGGCAGGACACGAAAAAUGCUUGGAGUAUGUGCACAUUGAUUCCUCAAGAGUACCAAGAAGACUUCAAGAAACUUAGUGCCGCCAUUAAGGAAAGGAGAGAUAACUUUAAAUGGAGAUAA
Messenger RNA from Blepharisma stoltei, 7595 nucleotides. The record is from the annotation of a GenBank genome assembly. Lineage: Eukaryota; Ciliophora; Heterotrichea; Heterotrichida; Blepharismidae.